Messenger RNA from Protopolystoma xenopodis, 1239 nucleotides. The record is from the annotation of a GenBank genome assembly. NCBI's taxonomy places the organism in Eukaryota, Metazoa, Platyhelminthes, Monogenea, Polystomatidea, Polystomatidae.
AUGAGUCUUGCUGCUGGUUCAACAAAUAUGUCCAUACUUUCGUCAUCCGCUAAUUCCUCCGGCCUGAAUUCAACCAGCUUGGCGGAUAACUCGACUACUGGGUCAGUCUCCACAAGACGACGUUUCAUUCCUGCCUUAGUCGUCCUGCCUUCAGCCAUGCCAAGCAUUGAUCUCACUUCACUCCAGUCUCAUUACAAGACCAGCCAGGUUACCUCGAUCCCUACGUCUCCGAGUAGUCCUGUAUCUGCUCCUCUCUUGCUCCUUACUCGUUCUUUUAAGGAUAAUCGAUUUCACGCUGCACCUUUGGAUUGCCUAUCGCGUCUGCGGCGCUCAGCGGCCGUUCGUCUUGCCCAUCAGCAUCCUGAACUACGGACUGCCUUUGAGCGUGCAAUGCUUUGGAUCGACCGUCGAGAAUUACCACCUAACUGGGGUGUUGAUGCAAUAGAUACAUUGCUGGGUGAUAUAGAACGUCGUCGGCAGAAGAGACGGCGUAGGCGUCGUCGCCACCAACAACGCCGGCAACGACGUCGACAAGCUUCGACAGCUGCAAAGAGACGUCUUGAUCGGCAAAAGCAGAAGCAGUUACAAAAUGCUUCCGAACGGGCAUCAAGCUCCUCUGGAAAACGGCGAGGCACUAGAAAAAAACAACUGCAUGCCCGCAAAAUAUGCAUUACAAAGGACAUGGAAUUGGUAAGAGGCGUUGAGUCUAGUAAUAUUGAUGGGGGAGUUGGUCGAAAUCUUAGUCCGCUUCACUUGCGUGCUUCCACUCCAGCUAGCAGUAGCGAACUCUCCAGGCCCCAGCCUGCUCCGGACUUCCCUUUGGUCGACUCUAGUUCAAAUCUUGCAAGGGAAACCAGAACUAGUUUACUGGCCACAAGCACUCCGGGAAAACGAGUUAGUCGGGCAAGCAAGCAAACUGAUUCCAGGCGGCGAGGAGCACUUCAAACAAGCGAUAGACGAGCACGUUCGAAUUCACCUCUAAUGGUCGCUUCCACUCCUUCGACGCUCAUUAUAAUAGCAGAGACUAUUCAGCCCGAAUCAACGACGACUAUUAAGGAGGCGGCACGCAGUCACGCCUCUGCGAAACGAUCCCUUAAAACAGCCUAUAGACGCUCACAGUCGUCAGACAGAAGUGCUGCAGAAGCACACUUGCAAAGUGCUGUUCUUUGGGCAUUGCCAGAGCGCAGUUUUGAUCUUCCGUUCGAAGCCACAACUUCAUUGGCAGUUCUUCCACAGUGA